Penicillium diatomitis is the source of this 381-nucleotide messenger RNA. RefSeq lists its product as uncharacterized. The transcript is spliced from 2 exons. NCBI's taxonomy places the organism in Eukaryota, Fungi, Ascomycota, Eurotiomycetes, Eurotiales, Aspergillaceae. The annotation marks the transcript as partial. The record is from RefSeq and is a predicted model, not a curated record.
GCCCUUUUUGUACCUCACAUCCAACACUCGAAUAAAAUGUCUCCGAUUCAACCAACUCGCCGUCUUCUCAUCUUCCAAGAGACGCGCAAUCCACUAAACACCGCGGAAGUGGCCUACCUUCCCGUCAACAAAUUGGGCCUACCGAUUUGUGGCAAUGGACCUGAUCUGCCAUCAAUUUUGGAACUACCACUUCAUAUUUUGAAGGUCUUUACAGAAAUUUUCAAUCAGCCAAAAUAUAAGGGGUGGGCCAUCCUCUCAGCAGGUCGUUAUCACGACACCUCAGAAGAAGGCAAAUUCUACGCCGUCGUACUGGAGCAAACCCCCCUACCGGGUCAAGUGCAAGAUCACGGCAUGAGAGACUCGGGGACGUUUUCGCCAUAA